Molecule: messenger RNA, 1842 nt
Organism: Urocitellus parryii (Arctic ground squirrel)
Lineage: Eukaryota; Metazoa; Chordata; Mammalia; Rodentia; Sciuridae
Source: RefSeq, a predicted model, not a curated record
UUUAGGCUGCGCCGACCCCUCGGCCCCCCUCCAGGUGACCCUAGCCCUUGGAAACCCUCACCCAAGGAGACGUUCGGAACCCAGGACAUGUCGGGAUUGAGGAGAUACGAGGUGGCGCUGGAGGCGGAGGAGGAGAUCUACUGGGGCUGUUUCUACUUUUUCCCCUGGCUGCGAAUGUGGCGCAGGGAGCGGAGCUCUGCGCACCCCCGAGAGCAGAAGCUGGAGCCUCUGCGGGGCCUGAUGAGCUGUCUGUCGAGCGGCCUGGGCCCUGCUCCCCAUCGCUCAGGUCGUGGCCUCCUCUGCCGCACCCCUGCCACUGCUGCCCAGACAGCCGGUGCAUUAAAAAUUUAAAGCGAAGCCCACCAUACUGCCUUCCUGACUCUGCCGCCGCUGCCACCAUUCGAUGCCAUCAUUCGGACUGGGAGCCCCUCUCCACACCUAUUUACCUACCGACAGGAUCUUCCUCCCUGGUGGGGUGCUUUUCCAUAUCAACCCCGCCCCCAUGCCUAAGGGGCCCCUAUCAAGUCAAGCUUCCUGUUACUAUCAAAAGUGACUGCUUUCCUGUGCCCCCACCAACAAAACAGAAAAAAAAAAAAAAAAAAAAAAAACCUCCACUGUCAGUAGUCUUAUAUGGAGAGAAGUAAAUAAUCCUGGCCUGAUCUCCCUGUCCACCUUAUCCCCGUGUUGAUAUGUUCCCACAGCCCCAUCUCUUGGUCACCACCUUCCCCCUAGCCAGAAUUUUGCUGGGUAUCUGAAGAAUCUUCCCUUCCUGGGAAUGAAUCUAAAACACUUUAAGCCAGGGUUGUAGGAAGUAGGCUGACAGAGGAGGGGUAGAUUCCUAACAAGCUGUCUCUUCACAAAAGCUGCCUCUUCAUGUAACCUGCCUCAGGAGACUGAUGUGGGUUGGAGGCCUUUCCUACAGUUAGUACCCCAACCUGGCUUCUCCAGGCUAAUCCCCAUUUUAGAUAUUCUUAGCAUUAACCCACUUAGCUGUUAUUGAUACUUCCCUAGUAAAGUCCAAGGGCCACUGCUCCCUGCCAUCCCAUUUUAUUGUGUUGCUCAAAUCAACCUGGGCUCCACUAACUCCCAACGUGGUGAGACUACUCCCAAAGCAGAGGACUUCUUUGUUAGCCUGCUUUUAUUUAGGGACUAACCUCAACAUUAGAAAGGACACCAGGGUACUAAGUUACAAAGAUAGCCCAGUUUCUAGCUGGGACCAAUGACUUUCAGCCUGGGCUGCCCCUUCGGACAGCAGACUUGGCCUGAUCUUUGGAAAAGCCAAAGGGGAGAGACGGGUGUACACCUAGAAUUUGUUUUCUGCCUUCCAAAGUUCUCUGGAAUUGACAAGUCCAGGAAAGAUCACAAAGUGUAUGACAGGCAACCAACUGAUGAAGAAGGUUUAUGACAAGAUGACGGGGAUCUUGGGGAAGUUCCUCGGAAGUUCUUCAGUGGCUACACCCAAGCUUUGGGGCACAAGUCCAGACUGGGAGUGAGAGGGAUCCUAAGGUCUCUGGUACCAAAGAUUCAAGAUGAGUCACCUCUAGGUUAUCUCUUUGAAGAAAGCAACAAAGCUCUUAAGCUAUUUCUUAACAAUGUCUACAUCAGAGAUCCCUUCAAAUGUGGAAUGCUGUGUCAAGUCCUGGGCCUACACCUCACCAAGGUACUGUCAGAAGACCUGAAGAGCCCUGAGACAAACUCCAGGGAGGGGCCUUCACACCUCAGCCUGGACAGAAGGAGAGGUCAGGUUUUCAGCCUGAAGGGGAACUAGUCCCUACUCUGGGAGCUGACAUCUUUCCUGUUGAAGCAGUCCUAUAACAGAAACAGUGCUCRGAGAAGGUGUGA